UUACAUUUGAGGAGAGACAGAAAUCCGCAGGUUUUUACUCCCCAUUUUGCAUCAAUAUAUUUCUGAGAUGUACAGUGACAGUCAAGUUGAGAAGCCCGGUGAAGAUCCUUGGUAUUACGACAAACGUUAUGCAAGGUUUUGGCAUCAUUACAACACCAUGAUGAUGACAGCACACAAAGAUGCAGUAGUAAGAGCGAGACAUAUUGCAUCACAUACUAAUACAGCCCUCAGUGGAAUGCUCAAAGAACAACCAUGUCAAAAUUUACCAAGGUACAGCGAUUUUUCAAGGCUUAGAAAAUCUGCAUCCAGUAGAAGUGUGAGUGACAUUUCGAGAUCAAGCCGAAAUCGCAAGAAGAGAAAAAGGAAGAAAAAGAACAGGCAGCACAGAACUCAGGCCAUUCAUGACAGCCAAGGAACAGUGAGUGACAGUGAAGCCCUGCAGUCGCAGAUGAGCCAAGGAAUGCAUUUGCAGGAUGAGGAGGAAAGCAUGGAAGUUAGUGAAGACUUCUUGGAAUUUCUUCAGAAGAGUGAGCAACACCGUGUCGAGUGGAAAAUCCGUAAGGUGAAAAAGGCUUUGGACGAGGAGAAACAGUCGGAGGAUAGUGAAAGCAAUUCCAAACCAAAGGAGCAUCCGGAUGUUGUCCGGAGCCGAGAGAUGCACCAGUUGUAUGGGGAAGCAGCAGCAAGAAUACAUGCAAUGGAGACUGCAGUCCAGCUGUCUUUUGACCGUAUAUCAACACUGUAUCAGCCUCAGUAUUGGCCAAACAUUCCCUUCAAGUUGAUAUUCUGAGGAGACUUUUAGCUUGUCUGACUGCAAAGAAACUACUUUUUAUAAAUUCAUGAGAUUUAGAAAUGAUGGUAACACUGUUGAGUAGUUUUCAUUCAUUGUAUUUUAUUACAAUAAAAAGGAAUCAAGCCUUAAAUAUUUUGUUUUAAUGUUUGAUAACUUUUUCAGACAGUGAUAUAUUUCUUUUAUUUUAGUUUUACUUGAACAUCUUACAUGAUGUAUAUGAUAGUAAUUGAUUGACUAACUUGAAAAAUGUGUAAUUAUUUUACUACUUCAUUAAAAAAAAUAUUGUA
Molecule: messenger RNA, 1080 nt
Organism: Penaeus indicus
Lineage: Eukaryota; Metazoa; Arthropoda; Malacostraca; Decapoda; Penaeidae
Product: gem-associated protein 8-like
Exons: 4
Coding region: 68-790 (240 amino acids)
Biological process (GO): spliceosomal snRNP assembly
Cellular component (GO): SMN complex
Source: RefSeq, a predicted model, not a curated record